ACGAAGAAGAAGAAGAAGAUUGGCGGCCAUUACUAAAACUUGGCAAUGUCAAAUUUCAUGUCCGGACGCCUAGUAAAUUUAGUGAGCGACUUUCUUGGGAAAAUAGGUGUAAGUAGGUGGUAAAAAGUGCCCCAGUGGAUGCUUGGACCAUUGAACUUGUGCGUGGUGUAGAGAUUUGUGCGGAAAAGGGCAUUCCCAGUGUGCUGUGUACGGAUUAUCGUCGGGACGUUUUUUUGGGUGGCGCUGUUGUAUGUGUGCGUUGGUUCGGCACGUACUUUUUAGCCAUUUCCUCACGCAUUUUUGUGCUACAUUCACCCCUACCGUUGUCCCCUGCGCCACCAGUGACAUCCCCGUGGGGCUCACCGUGCCAGGCGUUCGGGUAUCGCAGGAGAUCCGGUGAGAAUUUUGUGCGCUUCGGGGUGGAGGAGAUUUGAGGAGAGUUUUUUUUUGUGUGUGCGAGUUUGGGGGGAGAGCGAGAGGAAAGAUGGGUGACGAGUCACAACCGAAAACCCUCUAUGUGGGCAACUUGGACAAUUCCGUCUCGGAGGACCUCCUGUGGUCGCUCUUUGGACAGAUUGGACUCGUGAAGAAUUGCAAGAUUAUCCGGGAGCCCGGCAAUGAUCCCUACGCGUUCAUUGAGUUCACAAAUCAUCAGGCAGCCUCAACGGCACUCACGGCCAUGAAUAAGCGACUCUUCCUUGACAAGGAGAUGAAAGUGAAUUGGGCCACGAGCCCGGGGAAUCAACCCAAAGCUGACACAAGUUCCCACCAUCAUAUUUUCGUGGGGGAUCUCAGUCCGGAGAUUGAGACGGAGACACUGAGGGAGGCAUUUGCACCCUUCGGGGAGAUCUCCAAUUGUCGCAUUGUGCGUGAUCCACAGACACUCAAGUCCAAGGGGUAUGCCUUUGUGUCGUUCGUGAAGAAGGCCGAGGCGGAGAAUGCCAUCCAAUCGAUGAAUGGCCAAUGGCUGGGUUCGCGGUCAAUUCGCACCAACUGGAGCACACGUAAACCCCCGCCACCACGCGAAACCACCAAGGGUGCAAAGGGUGGGAAGCAAUCCUACGAGGAGAUCUACAAUCAGACAAGCCCAACAAAUACCACCGUCUACUGUGGCGGCUUUGCGGCAAAUGUCAUCACGGAGGACCUCGUGCACAAGCACUUUGGGCAAUUCGGUGCCAUCCAGGAUGUGCGGGUGUUCAAGGACAAGGGCUAUGCCUUCAUCAAAUUCACCUCCAAGGAGGCAGCCACGCAUGCCAUCGAAGCCACUCACAAUACAGAAAUCAACGGACAACCCGUCAAGUGCUUCUGGGGCAAGGAGAAUGGCGGUGAUGCCACCAAUAAUGCCCAGCCAUCAAAUCAGAGUCAACCUGUGCAGCCACAGGGUGCACAGUACCCCUAUUCGUAUCAGCAAAUGGGCUACUGGUACCAACCGGGAUAUCCUGCGGCGCAGAUGCCAGCGCAGUACAUGCAACAGGGCUACUAUCCCUACGCCUACACGAGUCCGCAGCAAGGAGCCGGAGAUAUGUUUUCAGCAUAUCGCAUGGUACAGCCGGCCAAUACGAUGUAUAUGGGGGUGCCUACGGUACAGGGUGUGACAGCAGCCACAAAUGGGGCUGCUGCGAAUCAGCCACAAAUCAUGUAUACGGCGAUGCCGCAGUAUCAGACACAAUGAGACGAACUCAACACUGAGGAGGCCUCACAUGCAACCAAGAGGAUAAAGAGAUAGAAAUUUGUUGACACACAUUGUCCACAUGGGGACAAGAAGAGAAAGCUUGUGUAGAAAAAAAAAAUCUUGUAUGAAAAAUGUUGCUACUUAUUUUAGACUCCACCACAGCAAGAAAAAAAAGAAAUUUCCCCUAAAUAUGAGGAAGAAAAAAAAAUGCAUCAGCAGCUGAAGUUGAAAGGUAAUUAAUUUUAUUCUUGAAGCUGCGCCAAAAAAUAAUUAUUUUUUUUAUACAAGAAACUAUCUAAACCAAAAUAUCCUUUUGAUCUUAUCAAGAAACUUUAUUCCUGUUUUAUUAUUUUUCUCAGAAUAACAAAGCUUUCCCGUAAAAAAAGAAGGCUUCUAAUCCUACAAAAUUUCCUUUUAUUUAUUCACAAAAUUAAUUUGUGAAGUUUCUUUUAUAAAAUUUUCUGAGAAAAUUUUACAUAAUUAGGUGGGGUGGAUAAGAGAACAAUUUUUUGCAAGAAACUCUGGACAAAAGCGUGUGUGCGUGUAAAAUAAAUAAACAAGAUGAAAAAAAAAACUGAAAAUAUUCCCAUUUUAUCGUAAAUAUUAAGAAAUAUUUUGGAUUUAUAAUCAACUGAAAUCCUUGCAUAUUACAAACAAAAGAAGGACGAAAAGAGAGAAUUGAAAGCAUUCAAGUGUGGAGUUUUACAUGAAAAAAAAGAGAAGAAGGAUGAAAAGAGAGUCGAGGGAUCACCAAUUUGGGGGGAAAAUUAAGGAAAAUGCGCAUUGAUUUUUAAACAAAGAACAUGGGUUUACAACAUGGGAAAAAUGUGUGAUAUAUGUUUAAAAAAAAUUACUUAUAUUUAAUAGCAAAACAUAAAAGAAAACUACACUCAAAAAACUUUCAAGACCAAUUAAAAAAAACUUUUAUUUAUAAUUUAUUUUUAAUGUGUUUUUGUGCUGCAAUUUUUCAAAAAAAAAAAAAAGUUUCCUUUUUUAACAAGAAUAAGUAACAAAAAAAACUUUCUUUGGCAAUACAGCAAUGCUAAUAUUUUAUUUUACAAUUUUUUUUCCUAUUUUUUAUUAAUUCACUUUUUCUUGUGUUUUUUUGGUGUGAAAAUUCAAUUUUCUUUCUUUAAAAAUAAACUAAAAAAAUCAAUGGCAUUUUGUCUUUUAGGCUCAACUCUAACAAAUAAAUAAUAAUUAUUUAAUUAUGAAAAUCAGCACAACCCAAAUUUUAACGAAAAAAAAUCUAUCUCAAUUGAGAAAUCUUCUCAAAUCUUUUAUUAAUUUUUUUUUUGUAAAAAAAGACCUGAAAAUUCAUUUAUUGUUUUCCCCCUUUUAAAGAAAACUGAUUGGAAAUCAAUAUUUAAUGAAAAAAUAGAGCUGAAACGAGGAAUGGUUUGAUGGACGUAUAGAUAGGGUAUAAGAUUAUAAAAAAUGAAAAGAAAUAAUAACCUGCAGACAAAAUAUUUGUGUCUGAAAAUCUUUGUAAAUAAAUUGCGAGAGUUUGAGAGCAAAUAAGGUUAAAAAGUGUGAGAAAACUGCUAAAAAAUACUCCAUUUAAAAAAUCAUAUAAAAACCGUUUUACUGUUUCCAAAAAAAAUAAAAAGAAAAACAGAAAAUAAAAAAAAUGUAAAUAAAUGGAAAAAGCAAAGUGAAAGAAUAAGAAAAUAUAAGAAAAAAAUGUAAAAUAACGCAGAGAUGGAAUAUUUAGGGGUAUACCUACUGUUGUGGGAGAAAAAUUAUCAUGCAUAGGGUGUCUCAUGUUCAAUGCAAAAUCUAAAUUGAUUGAUUUUUUUUAAAUUUAGUGUUUUGGGUUCUUGGAAUUUUGACUUCUAAUGGUUUAUCAUAGUGAUACAUUUCAUUUUAUCUACUAAUCAUUUACGUGAUUGAUAUUGUAUCUUUCGAAGGUUUUAUGGGUUCUUCCCAAACGUCUUGAACGAUUUUUAUAUAUUUUUGUUCGUAAAUUUAAACAACUUUACACAAUUUUCUACUAAUAAGAAGAUAUGCCUAAAAGGAAUCUAAUUUAGACAUUUGCAAAACGACGUUCUGUAAAGAAAAUAUCUUGAAACUUUUACAAAUUUUACAAAGAGUCCCGGAAAAAGCUUCCGGACAUGGAAAAUACAUAAAAUACAGAAAAAUGCACAAAUUUUAAUAGAAAUCAGUUUAUUUUUAGUUAUUGAUUUAGAAAUGAAACGUUUUUUUUAUUCAUUGAAGAUUGGGCUAUUUUCAGCGACCAAGAAACCAUUGAAAUCUUUGAAUUUUGUACUGAAAUUUCAAGAUUUCAAGCGAAUUCAAAUUUUCUUAAAUAUUUCCAUGAAAAAAUAAAAAAAAAUUGUUUUAAUUAAAAAUAAAAAAGAUGAACGAAAAAUUGUCAAAAAUUCCAAACACUCCAAACCAAAGAUUUGCAAAGAAGAAUUCAAUUUAAAUUUUGCAUUUACAUUUGGGCACCCUCUAUAAACAAAAGAAAUAAACAAAAUAGAGAUUAAUCUAUUGAAGAGUGAGUAUUUAUGGGCAAAUAAAUUGGGUUUAAGAGCGAGAGGAAGAGAAAAAAUUAUCAAUAAAAAAUGCUGCAUAAUUUAUUAUCAAGAUGAAGAUGAAGAAAAUAUAAAGAUUAGGCAUAAAAAUGCAGGUGUGACUGCUGAAAAAAAUAAAGAAAAUCUUUGUUGUGGGAGAAGAUGAUAUAUUUUUAUACGAUAGUAAUUGCUUUUUGAUGCCGUUGAAGCGAAACUGAUUUUGCGAUAGUUUCACGGAAGGAUUUUUUUUUAAAAAAACAUUUUCAUUUCAGAUGAUUUCCAUUUUUUUUAAUUUUUGAAAUUUUGUGGCAAAAAAGGACACACGCAGAUUAUUUCGUAAAAAAUAAAUGAAAUUAUUUAAAGAAAAAAAGGAACAAUGCCAUUCACAUUCCAAUAGAGCAUAUCAAUUGCAAACAACGAAAGAAUUUUUUUUUGCAGAAAAAAAUAUUUUCGUACUCAAACUUUUUGAGUUUGUUUGAAAGAAUAGAAAAAAAGGAAAAUGAGUUCUCACGUUUUUUGCCGAAAAUGUGUCCUUCACUGCGAAAUAUAGAAGAAAAAAAAUCAUCCUGGAACACUGAAUGUCGAUCAACGGAAAAAAGGGAGAAGAAAAAUAAAUAAUUUAUUUUGUAGGAGAUGCGAAAGAGAAAUGAAAAACCAAUAAAAAAGAAAAAUUAUUCAAUUGCCCCCUCUUUUUGCAAAUGAAUAUACUUUCGAUGGUUUUCUCUAUAAGAGAGGUUUUAAAGUAAGUCGAGUAUGUUUUAUAUAAAAAAAUAAACAAUAUACAACCUUUUAAUUAAUAAAGAAAAAAAAUGAGUGAAAAAAUAAAGAAAUAUUUGCCCGAAGCGAGAGAAAAGAAAAUUGAGAAAAUGAGAUGGAUGCGACGUGGUUGGAGGUAGAUUUUUAAGUUCGGGUGAAGAGAUGGAAAAGAAAUGUAGCAAGUAAGCUGAUAUAACUUGUAAGAAUAUUAAUGAUAGUUACAUUUUAGAUAGGAUACAAAUAUGAAAAUGUAAUAAGAGCACAUUGAUAUAAGAAAGAAAUAAAUAAAAAUUUGAGAAAACCCA
Messenger RNA from Lutzomyia longipalpis, 5249 nucleotides. RefSeq names its product nucleolysin TIAR (gene Rox8). The record is from RefSeq and is a predicted model, not a curated record. Gene Ontology annotation, molecular function: RNA binding. The transcript has 3 exons. Lineage: Eukaryota; Metazoa; Arthropoda; Insecta; Diptera; Psychodidae. The coding region runs from base 485 to 1672 and encodes 395 amino acids.